Hypomesus transpacificus is the source of this 3619-nucleotide messenger RNA. Its product is annotated as GTP cyclohydrolase 1-like. Gene Ontology annotation, molecular function: GTP cyclohydrolase I activity; zinc ion binding; GTP binding. Gene Ontology annotation, cellular component: cytoplasm. The record is from RefSeq and is a predicted model, not a curated record. Bases 829 to 1515 code for a protein of 228 amino acids. The transcript is spliced from 5 exons. Gene Ontology annotation, biological process: tetrahydrobiopterin biosynthetic process; tetrahydrofolate biosynthetic process. Lineage: Eukaryota; Metazoa; Chordata; Actinopteri; Osmeriformes; Osmeridae.
UAUGACUUGCUUAAUUCAUCAGUACCAGGUGGCAUUUAACUCUGUAUAACCCGAGACAACUAUCAACUGGGCAGUAAACUUCCCUCUGUAUGCCUACGCCUCGUCCAUUAAGUGUAUAUAACGGGCGAAAUUAUCCCUUACUUUUCAACGUGAAAAUACAAGGUGAUGCAUGAAAGCAGGAGAAAUGUUGGAAACGCGUGAGUAGCACGGCGAAUGCGUGGGACUUGGGAGCCCUGCAACAAUCUUAACUGCACAAAGAAAUUAUACUGAAUGCCACACAGUGUGUGCAUACUCAUUUGCAGUUUAAUGCACAUGGGCCAAUGACUCAGCAUUAUGUCUUAUCAAUAUCACAUUUAUAUCACAUACGCAAGGAUUUUCUCAAAGUCAUGUGAGCCUACAUGCGGCCACCCUACACGAGGCAGGAAGGAGGAAUUACACGAGAUUCACCCACGAGAUUGUCUCACUAGUCUUAGAAUGAUUUGUUACAAAACGAUUUAGGCUACUAUUGUUCGCCUGGUGUCCAAAAAUUGAUUAUAGUUAAUAUUCCAUUUAGUUGCACUUUUAAAAAGUCACUCCAUACCAAUGGACCGAAGGCGUGACGAAAUAUGUAUAACUGAUGUGUUAUGCUUAUGGUUCACGGUUAAAUGUACUCCCAUAAAUAGGGCUUAGGAUAAAACCAUCCCAUCCGUCUGCUCUUAGCGAAAAUCUCUGCAUUCUUCCAGCAAAUAUCAGAGCCUGCAUAUCCAUCUGUCCAUCAGUCAACCUAAAAAUAGUGGGGGGGUUUCAAUCAAUUUACCAAUACCCAGUUUCUAGCAAAAGUCUUCAAAAAUGAACAGUGUCAGCAAUGGAAAAAUAGUUCCAGAACAUAUCAACGGAUUGAACAAAAGAAGCGUUGGGUUCCAAUUAUCAGAAGGGCGCAUACCUGUGAAAUCCCACAAGGAUUCGGAAGAUGUGUCUAUGCUUUCUGCCAUUGAAGGGGCUUACAGUACUGUCCUUAGAGAGCUGGGCGAGGACACCGAACGGGAGGGCCUUUUACGCACACCAUUGCGCGCAGCAAAGGCUAUGCAGUUCCUUACCAAAGGCUACCAUGAGACUGUACAAGACAUCCUGAAUGAUGCCAUCUUCGAUGAGAACCACAGUGAGAUGGUAAUAGUGAAGGACAUCGACAUGUUCUCCCUCUGUGAGCAUCACCUGGUGCCCUUCUUUGGCAGGGUUCACAUAGGAUACAUUCCAAACAACAAAGUAGUUGGUCUCAGUAAACUAGCAAGAAUUGUUGAAAUCUACAGCAGAAGACUUCAAGUUCAGGAACGUCUAACCAGACAGAUUGCAACUGCUAUCUCGGAGGCAUUGGAGCCAAAGGGAGUUGCAGUCAUUAUUGAGGCAGGUCAUAUGUGCAUGGUGAUGAGAGGUGUCCAGAAAAUAAACAGCAGAACUGCAACCAGCGUCAUGAUCGGAGUGUUCCAGGAGGAUCCCAAGACUCGUGAGGAGUUUCUGUCUCUGAUCAAGAGGAACUAACACAAUCAAACUAUCUGUGGGGCUUUCCAAGCAAAGCCUUUUUCUUUUCUUUCCUCCCUGUAUUAUGUAUCUCACUGACAGUCUAAGUUGAUGUCAAGCAUUCUCUUCUGUAGUUUUCCCCCCGAAUAAGAGUCUCUGUAGGGCUCAUCUCAACUGGUGCUGCUGCAUUUAUAGAAUUAUUGUCAAAUGAUUGGUGCAAAAAACGAACAGGGACCCAUUAUCAUUAUUUAGGGUUUCCUUCAUUUAUACAUGUUGCGUUAUAUGUAAUAUCAUAAGUAGUCCUGAGGUUGUGAUAAUGUUGAUAUGACACCAUUGUUACUGUUGCGUAUAUCUGUAUAUUAUGUAUAUGUUCACAGUAAAAAACAACAACACAUUUAUAGAAUAGCAAGUGCUGCCAAUCUAGAGUUGAUUGGACUUAACCCUUAAUCCAAUGGUGAUAAUACUACAGUAACUACAGCUGUUUCACAAACACACCUCCAUAACCUUAAAUUAUGUCAAUGUUACUGAACCGAUCAAUUUCAUGUCAAAUAAAUAAAGAUUUCGUUAGUUUGACAAUUUCAAGAAGGCUUCUGUCAUCUAUAAUUCCUGGAAUCUGUUUGUGUCUGUGUCCAUGGCUCGAUUAUUUUGAAAACCGGGCACUCAAUAAAAAUCGUUGGGUGCCUUGCUCAGGACACAAGAUAAAGUGUCCUCUGUAAUGUUUUUUGAGAAGCUAUUUUCACAGAAAAGAAAAAAAAGUCCUAAAAAGUCACACAUGUUGCAUCACAGGCACUUUAUGGAAAAACUCAAAUGAGGUCUUGCUGGACAACAUUUCAAUUGACAAUUUAAAAAUACAUUUUUUGAAGGGUGCCUUCUUUUUACAUAUUUUUUUUGUGGAAACGUUUUGAUUGGGAGAAAAUUGGACAGUGGAGGAUGCUCAAGAACCAGAGAUGGAUAUUUCAUCAGUACCCAUUCAUUUUAAACAGCAGUGUUCUCACCUGCUUGUGCCUUCAUGCCUCUUUCAGUGGUAAACCCGCUUGUUUCUGAAUAAGACCCCAAAAUAGAUUGACAGUAAUCACAUUUAUUCAGAAUAGAGAAGUUGAAUGGGAAGAGGCUACACUGGUGUCUGCAUGUACUCAGGAUGACCUGAGGCAUUAACCUCAACAGCAUGUGUUCAGGCUCAACAUUCCCUGUUCGGAGAGAGAAGGUUAACUCCCUAGUGUGCUGGGAGUGCUUAACUAAAAUAAUAAAAUGCAAGUUUGGGCAGAAAAGGAGCACCGUUACCAUUAAAGCUUUUCAUAAACAUGUUAAAAUGAAACAACAAACUAUAAGGUCAGUCAUUUAGAAUGGAGUUGGCACCUUUAUACAUCAAUAUAAAUGAAUAAACGUUCAAAUGUCAAUCCUGGUGAUCUUUCAGUUUAGCUGACAAAUAUUCAAGGUAUUUUCCUUCUAACUUGGAUAGGGUAUGGGAGAGUAGGAGGUUUGAAAGAGAGAGUGUAUCAGAAGGGGGUAGAGGGUCAAACUGGGUUUAAGUGUGCAAGUUGUGGGGAUAUUGUGGUUGGGUAGGGGAGUUGUGCUCAAACUAAUACUCGGUGCUCCAGUCAUUGGCAUUAGAAGCCAGAGUGAGUAAGGAGGUUGUCUAGAGACUGUGCUUGGAUGGGGAGUAGGGAUAAGACAUAGUAUGUGCUUAAUUAAAAUGGACAUAUUGGGUUGUCUCAUUCCCUGUUAACAUCCAUUCUAUACAGUCAUAUUCAGUUCUUUGGGCAUAAACCCAGGUUCAUGUUAUAUUUGCACUGCAAGUCAAACCAAAUAGAGCUUAUAGUGUUUUCUUAACAAAGGAUAGGUGGAGGAGUCACUCUUCAAACACGAAUAUUCACUCUUUAUACUAAAGGGAUUCCAUUCUGUUUCUUAAAGAAAAUGUUUGUUUAGAUGAGGUGGACCUUUAAACUCAUGUAAAGCUCCUGGAUGAAAGGUACAGAGUGCAGUACAACUCAUUCCAUCUUCCUCUAUUUAUAACUAUGAAUGAUAUUAGAAAACAAUUACUCAAAACUUAAAAAUGCAUACUUUUUUCCUUACAGUUUAUAAUGUAAGUUUGUACAAGUAAAAGGAUUAAAAAACGGUUAAAAAA